AUGGGUGGAAGUUCUGUUCUUUCGAUUGAUGAUUGGGAAUUUGCUUCCUCGCCUAAUAAUGUUAAGACAUUGGUUUUGUUUGGACGCACCGGCAACGGCAAGAGUGCAACCGGUAAUAGUAUUCUUGGAGAGAAAAAAUUCAAGUCAAGGUCUAGUUCCUCCGGUGUCACCACAUCGUGCAAAAUGGAGACAACUGUGAUGAGUGAUGGGCAGAUUGUUAAUGUUAUUGACACUCCAGGGUUAUUUGAACUUUCUGACAAAUCCGAGCUUAUUGGGAAAGAAAUAGUCAAGUGCAUUGAUUUGGCUAAGAAUGGAAUCCAUGCCAUCAUUGUAGUGCUCUCUGUUAGAUCACGUUUCAGUGUGGAAGAAGAAAAAGCUCUACGUAGCUUGCAGACAUUGUUUGGAAGCAAAAUUGUUGACUACAUGGUUGUGGUCUUUACCGGUGGAGAUGAUUUAGAAGAUAAUGAUGAGACAUUGGACGAUUAUUUAGGUCGUGAAUGUCCUGAGUCUUUAAAGUCAAUUCUUUCUUUGUGUGAGAAUCGAUGUGUGCUUUUUGAUAACAAGACUAAGGAUGAAAAGAAGCAAUCUCAACAACUUCAAGAACUUCUCUCUUUUGUGAAAUUGAUUGUAGCAAAGAAUCAUGGUCUGCCUUAUACAAAUGAGUUAUUUACAAAACUAAAGGAAGGAUACUCGGAAAGACAGGCUGCUACAUUGGAAGGAUACUCGGAAGAAGAAAUGCUAGAGUUUAAAAAACAUAGGGAGCAAGCAUAUGAUGACCAGCUUAAUCGAAUAACUGAGAUGGUAGAGUCGAAGUUGAAGAAAGCAAUUACAUGGCUGGAGCAGCAAUUGGAACGAGAAAAAGUGGCAAGACAAGAAGCAGAAAUGAGAUCAAAAGAUGAAAUUGAGAGACUCAGAAAACAUCUUGAGCAAGCACGUCUUGAACAGGAAAAAGCGGCAAGACAAGAAGCAGAAAUGAGAUCAAAAGAUGAAAUUAAAAAACUCAAAAAAGAAGCACGUGUUGAGCAAGAAAGAGCUGCAAGACUCGAAGCGGAAAUGAGAUCAAAUGAAAAAAUUAAGGAACUCAGAAAUCAUCUUAAGGAGGCACAAGAAAAACUCCGCAAGCAAGAAGCAGAUAAUUUCGAAAAGGAUGCAUUGUUAGACAAACACAUAGCCGAUGAUACUUUCAGUGAUCUAAAGCUACAGGAUACUCGGCGACCAAUAAAACUUCUUGCAGUAGUUCUAUCUUGGGUUUUUGUGGUUGUCUCAGACUCUGUGAAGUUCCUACAAUGGUCUUCAUUGUUAUCAUCACGGAAGGGUGUUGCAUUUUCAACCUUGGAUUUGGCAGUUGUUACUGGUCUUAUGCACAAACAGGAAAACAAAGUUAUCUGCAUUCCGGUUGUUGUAGCUGUUGUCUCACCUUUUCCACCAUCUGAUAAAAUUGGGAUUAACUCCGUUCAGAGAGAGGCUGAAGAGAUAAUUCCCAUGAAACCAAUGAAAAUGGACUGGGUUCCGUCCAUUCCCCUGAAGGACCGAGAUAGCCAAGUGGAAAGACUGAAGACUGAAAUAUUUAUACUUCGUUGCACCCAAAGAAGGUCUGCUUUAAAGCACCUGAAGUUGGAUAGAAAUGCGAGUACUGCUUGCCUUAUUUCUAUCAGCCAUUUAAGGAAGAUGCGUUUGAACAGAGCACCAUUUGUUCACCUGCAACAAACAAUAAUUAACAUAACAGCAAUACACAAACGUUUGAUUGACCUUAUCAGCUUACCGGCAAUUGAUGCUCAGGCAGCUGCUAUAGGUGCACUCUAUAACCUUGCUGAAGUUAAUAUGGAUUGCAGGUUGAAGAUUGCUAGUGAGCGAUGGGCAAUAGAUCGAUUGCUCAAAGUAAUUAAGACACCACAUCCUGUUCCAGAAGUUUGUCGGAAAGCUGCCAUGAUAUUAGAGAGUCUUGUUUCUGAGCCACAAAACAGAAUUUUGUUGCUAGCCUAUGAGAAUGCUUUUUCUGAGAUACUUUUCACAGAUAGCAAAUAUUCUGACACGUUUGCGAGGAUAUUGUAUGAACUAACAUCUCGACCAAGUAACAAAGUGGCAACAGCUCGUGGCAUCUGGGGCAUGUAA
Lathyrus oleraceus (garden pea) is the source of this 2112-nucleotide messenger RNA. RefSeq lists its product as uncharacterized. Bases 1 to 2112 code for a protein of 703 amino acids. The record is from RefSeq and is a predicted model, not a curated record. Lineage: Eukaryota; Viridiplantae; Streptophyta; Magnoliopsida; Fabales; Fabaceae. Gene Ontology annotation, molecular function: GTP binding. The transcript has 8 exons.